This is a messenger RNA of Anarrhichthys ocellatus (wolf-eel), 5350 nucleotides long. It is a transcript of the gene mark2b, whose product is annotated as MAP/microtubule affinity-regulating kinase 2b. The transcript has 16 exons. Lineage: Eukaryota; Metazoa; Chordata; Actinopteri; Perciformes; Anarhichadidae. Gene Ontology annotation, cellular component: cytoplasm. Gene Ontology annotation, biological process: intracellular signal transduction; microtubule cytoskeleton organization. The coding region runs from base 1217 to 3184 and encodes 655 amino acids. The record is from RefSeq and is a predicted model, not a curated record. Gene Ontology annotation, molecular function: ATP binding; tau-protein kinase activity.
CCAUGUUGCCGCGAGCUUGUUCCGGUAUCAGGGCAGGAUCGUGCGCAUAGACUCGAUCGGGCGCAGCUCCUCGCCUCUCUCCCCCUGUCGCCCGUGACACGCACCUCCCAACAAGAACACCCCACUUGACCAAUAAUGGAUUUUACAACUUGAUGAUUCCUCCUUCAGUCGGCUGGUUCCGGGAAUAAUAUCAGCAUCUGUACCGACGGACUGGUGUCUAUCGCCUCUCUGCAGUGCAGCACUGUUGAACGACCUUAUUCCAAUCACGCAACACAGGGAAGAGCGCCGGUGAUUUCCGUGGAUUUUGAGUUUUGAGGUUUUGCUCUGCGGCCGCAGGAAGAUAAGCUAACUAGCUAGCGUUGCUUCGAAAGAAACACCGAGUUAGCUACUAGCUACACGGGCUAACGUCGGCCAGCCAGUUAACUAGCGCCACAGAUUCGUGUUUCUCACCUGCCAUGUGACCAUUUUACAUGGUGCUGCGUUUUGUCUUUUUUGGAUACCCUGCCCCUGGAUAUUUCGCUGGGAACAUUUUGAAUAGUUUUGUGUGAGUUGGGGAAGGUCAAGACCUCGCCGGGAAUAACUUUGGCCUGAAAGUUUGUGGACCCCGGAUUUGAUUUCAGACCAUCUCUGCCACAAAAAGAGAAAAAAAACAGGCGUCGACACCUUGUUGUGAAAACGACGCUGGAUAAACGCUCGAUGUAGAUUUCGGGGACAGUUCUGGCUUCCUCAGUUAGCAACCUUACAGGUUAGCAUGCUAGCCACAUAAUUGAACCUUGUCUCGUUCAAUACAACCAUUGCCCCAACUUUUCUUCAAGCUAGCCCGAGCAGCUAGCUGGUCAAGACGUCAGAGCACCAGGCUGGUAGCUCGCUGGUUACCCUCGGCACUGGUACAUGCUAAAGUGGAAACUGUGUUCACACCAACACCGAGAGCUAAAGAAGACACUUUUUAGCUUUUCCUGUUUUGUACUUGUUGACAAACAUGGGCCGUGCGGUCGCUGCUAGCUAGUUUCUAGCUAGCUAACUCGGCUAGCCGCGGAUGUGGGAUUCAACUUGUUGAUUCACGGGCUAUCUGUCGUGCUGCUAGCUGGCUAGCACCAGACAUCUGUUGGACAUUUUCCUCCACCACAAGCUAGACAGAUUUUAAAUGCACAAUAGACACUGACGAGUCGUUUUUGCUUCACUGUUCCCUUUUUUGGCAACUUCCAGUCUAUCAAAAAUGUCAACAAGGACCCCACUGGUGCAAGUCAUUGAGAAUUCGACGGGACAGGAGACCAAGUCGUCUGGGCGCUCCAGCAUGCCGCGAUGUCGGAACUCCGUUGCCACGACCACAUCAGAUGACCAGCCGCACAUUGGUAACUAUCGGUUGCUAAAAACCAUCGGCAAAGGCAACUUCGCCAAGGUCAAGCUGGCACGACACGUCCUCACCGGAAAAGAGGUGGCUGUAAAGAUCAUUGAUAAGACACAGCUCAACUCCUCCAGUUUGCAGAAGUUUCACGCUCUUGUCCAUCUCCAGGAGCUGAGGGAGCGCGUGCUGCGUGGUAAAUACAGGAUUCCUUUCUACAUGUCCACCGACUGUGAGAACUUGCUCAAGAAGUUCCUCAUUCUGAACCCCUCCAAAAGAGGCAGCCUCGAGGCUUCCUCCCAGCAGCAGAUAAUGCGGGACCGGUGGAUGAAUGUGGGGCACGAGGAGGAAGAACUCAAACCCUACAUCGAACCCCAGCCAGAUUAUAAAGACCCCAGGAGGACAGACAUCAUGCUGACGAUGGGAUUCUCUCAGGAGGAGAUCCAGGACUCGCUGGUGAACCAGAAGUACAAUGAUGUGAUGGCUGCAUACCUGCUACUGGACUAUAGGAACUCUGAGCUGGAUGAAAGUGGCAUCAAGCCCCGGCCUGGAUCUGAUGUAAGCAACAUAAACGCCCCCUCCCCGCCUCACAAGGUGCAGCGCAGUGUGUCGUCCAACCAGAAGCCUCAGAACCGCAGAGCCACCGACCACGGCUCCUCCUACUCUAAGAGGGGGGAUCGAACAGACAACCGGACAGCAGGAGAAGAUUCUGGGAGGAAAGGUUCGUCAGGCAGCUCCACUACCAAGGUGCCGGCCAGUCCUCUGGUCCCCUCUGACCGCAAGAAGAGCGCUACGCCCUCCACCAAUAGCAUCCUGUCCACCGGUACUGGUCGCAGUCGGAACUCUCCUCUGACGGAGAGAGCCACGUUGGGUCAGGGCAUCCAGAACGGCAAGGACAGCCUAAACAUGCCGGGCUCCCGCGCCUCCACUGCCUCGGCCGCUGCCGUCCUCUCCUCCUCCACCUCGUCCUCCUCGCGUAUCCGCCACCACAAGUCCCUGUCCUCCUCCAAUCAUCCAUGCCCCUCUGACCUGCACGCACCACGGCCCAGUGCCCCGACUCAGCGGGCGCCCGGUGCCUCCCCAUCUGCCCACAACAUCAGCAGCGCUGCCGCGUCGGACCGUACCAACUUCUCCCGAGGGGUGGGCAUCCGCAGCACAUUCCACGCGGGCCAGCAGCGGGGUGCCCGGGACCAGCAGGGCUCCGCCUACCCCGGCGGGCCCGCGUCCCCGUCACUGUCGCACGGCAACAGCCAGGCCCGGAGGGCGCACGGCGCCACGGGGAUUUUCAGCAAGUUCACGUCCAAGUUUGUACGCAGAAAUCUCUCGUUCAGGUUUCCGAGAAGGAGUCCGUAUGAGGGAGAGGGUCGGGAUGAGGGGAGCAGGUCGAUGCUGAGCAGCACGGUGGACAAGUCGGAGAAGACGUCAGGUGGCGUUCUCUCCUCUUCCUCCAACAAUGACGAGAACAACUCCUCACCAGGAUCUGUUAACACCGGCGGCACCGGCACCCCUCCUGCCAUCGGCAGCCAGAAGGACCCGACCAAGCCGCGCUCGCUCCGCUUCACCUGGUCCAUGAAGACCACGUCGUCCAUGGAGCCCAUGGAGAUGAUGCGCGAGAUCCGCAAGGUCCUCGACUCCAACAGCUGCGAGUACGAGCUGCGCGAGCGCUACAUGCUGCUGUGCGUGUCGGGCAACCCGGCGCGCGACGACUUCGUCCAGUGGGAGAUGGAGGUGUGCAAGCUGCCGCGGCUCUCCCUCAACGGCGUGCGCUUCAAGCGGAUCUCGGGCACGUCCAUCGCCUUCAAGAACAUUGCCUCAAAGAUCGCCAACGAGCUCAAACUGUGAGUGCGGAGGAGCCGCGGGGAGGGAUGAGAUUAAAGCUUGGAGGUGGGAGGCGAUAGUGGGGAUGAGGAUGUAAGCGAGGUGUGGUGGUGGGGGGGGGGGGCACAGUGUGGAGGUAAGCUAAAAGGUGGGGAUCACUUUAAAAAACAUAACACGAUUGUUAUGUGGACAGAGGUCUGAAGUAGGGCUAUUGCUUCUCUGAGACUAGGAACCGUUUCUUUUCUAGGAGUUUUGUUCCUUAAGUUCCCGAGGCCCCGCCUUUAGAAGCUCUGAGUUGAUUUCCUCUGAGUUGUGAAGUACUUAUAGACCGAGGUCUUCUCUCUUCCCUGCUGGGUUUUUGUUUUUUUUCUCACGUUCUACUUAGACGUUCCACUCUUCUGCAUGUUCGAUCUGCUCUCUCUGUUUUUUAGUAGUCACACUUUUGAUCGCUCUGACCACUCCUGUCCCUUCUUCCUGCUAUUUAUUCAGUUUGUCUGAACGGUCCUGCUGCCAGGUCUCUCUUUUUUUUUGGGAUGGGUGGGGGGGACCCGGGUAAAGAAUUGGGGAUGGAUGGAGGAUAAAAAGGGUGGAGAAAUUGCUGGAAAAACAAAAUUCUACUUUCUCUCUGAAUAGCUUAACACGUGGCAAUGAGUGACAGGAAGUUCGGAGCCUUAUUUUGCUGGAAACUCAAAAAGGAGUUCUGAUUGAAUUUGUUCUGAUCCUCCUCCAACACGUAAUGGACUCCAUCUGAGCCAGGACUUUGUUUGCUGAAGCCCACUGUCUCUCUCUCUCACACACACACACACCUACAGAUUGAUGGAUUUUUGACUGCUGCUGUUGGUUAAAGGACCCUCUCCACUCCACUCGCCCACCCAAACCUCCCCUCCCACACAAAAAGGAACUUUUAACAAUCCACCUGAUCCAUCCUCCCACCACCACCUCCCUCCUCCUCCUCACCCCUCACACACUCACUCUUCAGCACCCUCUCUCCAUCUAAUUUCAAACUGAACUCAGCACAAACACAUCCAUCUUGUUCGCCUCUUCACUCCCUUGUUUUCCUCCCUCUCCUCUCACGCCAUCAAGUCUGAGGAGUCCAGUCAGACUUGAUGAUGAUGUCGUCGACCGUACGGGCUUCAACGUGUCUUCAAGUCCGUACUUUUGUUUUUUGUUUUUUUUAUUUAGUUUCUUCUUUUAUGGCAUUUAAGCAAAAGAGUUGUGCACUGGAAAAGAGGGACACUGGGCAGGGGAGGAUGGCUCGUGGACGGGGUUGUUGAUGGAUUUUUAUGUUGCCUUUCAUUGUAGAGUUAAAUUUGGGGUUUGUUUUUGUUGUCAGCACAUAAAUGCUUGAAUGAUUUAUUUGUGUUUUUUUCCUUAAUAUUGGUAUCACUUCAGUUGGCAUCACGCCUUCAUAUCCAGAAUGUCAACCCUGAACCGACGCAUUUGUUGUCCCCGUUUCUCCCCCACACACACACACACUCUGCUACACAACAAAAUGUGUCUUUGGAGUACAUAACAGUUUGUGAGUGUGAGUGUAUUAUAAAAGAUCACUGGAGGAAAAAAAAAAGAAUUAACGACGAACGGUGAAUUAUUUUCUUCUACUUUUGAUUUGAUAAUAUAUUUUUUUGUGUCGUUGGAAAUUUUGGGGUUUGUACAGAUUUGUUUUUUUUUCUUUUGGGGGGGGUGAAGGGUCAUGUCGGAUCAUAUCAUUGCUGCCUUUUCGGUGUAGUGCACCUUUAACACAACUCAUAGUGUAUCGGAUUAAACACAACCCCUCCCCCCCAUGUGCAGACAGCAGUUAUCAGUGUAUUUAAGGAUGAUGAUGAUGAUAGUGGUGGUGACGACUACUGCUACUUCAAGUUUUUGGCCAUUUUCUUUUCUUUUCUUUUCAUGCGUCUGUUGUUUUUGUUCAAAGGCCUUAUCGGUCCAGACUGGCUUGAAGCAGAAAGAGAAAGCAGGAAAAACCUUCGCCGAAAUGUUCUCGUAUCGGAGCACAUGUUCACGUUCAAAACCACAAACCAGAAGACGUCACUUCCUUUCUCUCGCUUUGCGUUGUUGCUCCAUUUUGUCGAAGCAGAAGAAACACACACACGCAGGCGGGGUCAGAGAAAGGAGGAUAAUGCUGCGUCCCGUCAGCUGGUUGUACCUAACUUUUCUUUCUUUCACAAUGACACACUGUCGUUUUUGUUAUUU